GAUUGUGUGUUUGUGGACACAGAUGCAGGUGUCGAAGGGAUGAGGGGCAUGGACAUAGCCCGUGUCAUGUGUUUUUUCUCUUUCAUGUUCGAGGAAGAUUUUUACUCAUGCGCUGUGGUGCAUUGGUUUGACAAAGUCAAUGAUGGACCCAAUGAGGACACUGGGAUGUGGAUUGUUCAACCUUCAUAUGAUGUUGGCCAUUCAUGGUCAGUCGGAAUCAUUCAUGUUGAAUCUAUUUACCAUGCUGCACAUCUCAUCCCAAUCUAUGGAACACAUGCCAUCCCGCAGGACCUCAAGCACUAUGACUCAUAUGAUGCUUUCUGA
Messenger RNA from Suillus fuscotomentosus, 324 nucleotides. RefSeq lists its product as uncharacterized. The annotation marks the transcript as partial. The transcript has a single exon. Lineage: Eukaryota; Fungi; Basidiomycota; Agaricomycetes; Boletales; Suillaceae. The record is from RefSeq and is a predicted model, not a curated record.